Messenger RNA from Calypte anna (Anna's hummingbird), 1090 nucleotides. RefSeq names its product RAB19, member RAS oncogene family (gene RAB19). Gene Ontology annotation, molecular function: GTPase activity; GTP binding. The transcript is spliced from 4 exons. The record is from RefSeq and is a predicted model, not a curated record. NCBI's taxonomy places the organism in Eukaryota, Metazoa, Chordata, Aves, Apodiformes, Trochilidae. Bases 164 to 808 code for a protein of 214 amino acids.
CGGGGAGCCAGCGGGGCUGACAGCGUUCCCCCAGGUGAGGCGGUGGGGCAGGGCGGGCGGAGGAAAAGGAGGAGGAGGACUACAUUUCCCGCCGGCCUCGAAAGGGCCGGGGCGGGUACAAAGCGGGCGCUACCUGUCCCGGCAGGCCCGCCUGGGAGCCGCGAUGCCUUUCCCCAGCUCCGGGGCGGACGAUGCCUUCGACUACCUCUUCAAGAUCAUCUUGAUCGGGGACUCCAACGUGGGGAAGACCUGCGUGGUGCACCGCUUCAAGACGGGGCAGUACCACGAGAAGCAGCAGAACACCAUCGGCGUCGACUUCACCGUCCGCUCGAUGGAUAUUGACGGCAAGAAAGUCAAGAUUCAAGUGUGGGACACAGCUGGUCAAGAACGCUUCCGGACAAUAACCCAGUCUUAUUACAGGAGUGCCCAUGGGGCCAUCCUUGCCUAUGACCUUACUAGGAGGUCCACAUUUGAAUCCAUUCCUCACUGGAUUCAUGAAAUUGAAAAGUAUGGUGCUGCAAACUUGGUCAUGAUGUUAAUUGGGAACAAAUCAGAUUCACUGGAUAAGCGCCAAGUCCUGUUUGAAGAUGCCUGCACACUAGCAGAGAAGCACGGUCUCUUAGCUGUUCUAGAAACAUCAGCAAAAGAAGCUCAAAACAUAGAAGAGGUCUUCACAUUAAUGGCUAAGGAGCUGAUAGCCCGAAAUACCUUACAGCUUCACGGAGAGAACCCUCCAAACAGCAUCUAUCUUGAUUCCAGGCCAGUGAUUGCCAGUCCAAGUGUGGAGAAGACGCAGUGUCUCUGCUGAAGAGAGCCUGCAGGAAGAACUUGGAAAUUAUCAUUCUCCUGGGGCUGUGUGACUUAGUUUUAUCCAAUUGAUGACAGUGUGCUAUGUGGCCUGAAGCCACGGCUCUGAUAUCUUGACCUUUGAGUUUGGAUUGUAAGUAUCUUUAGAGGGGGCUGCUGAUACUGGCAGCACAGGUUACUUUGAACAUGGCAGCUGAUACUUCAACAGGAACUUCUGAGCUGAGGGGAUUCAGGAAGCUGCCAGGCCGUGCCUUAACCAAAGAGAACUCUUAAAAAAACCUAU